AUGACCGCACCCGUCGUCGGCCACGCCCACGACCGCGCGCGGCACCCCAUCAACAUGGAAGGGGCGGCCUCGCUGGCGAAGAACAAGGCGAGCACGCUCCCGCGGCCUGGAAUUCGUGGCAGCCGAUCGAUCCCCUCCUUCCCUCCAUCAACCCCAUCCUGCUGCGAACCCCCAACCAAGCUGGAGUACCGUACCAUUAUAGUUGCCACAUCCUGCCGCUCCAGACUCCAGACACAACAGGCGGGCGGCAGGUCCAUACCCUCCCUUCCUCCUUCCCACUCUCUCGACGCACUCUCACCGUUCCUCGCCAUCCCGGCCGACGACAGGACGGGGAGGCAGGAGGAAAAGCCUGCGUGUCGGUACACAGUGGCUCUCUCCCAAGGCCGGACUGUGGACGACCGACCGAUCCACCCACUCCCAGCAGAGAUUGCCGGGGGAAGUCGUGGGACCUCUGAGCAAUCAUCCCUGACUUGGGCGGGAAGCACGCACGGCUCAGGGAAGGGCAAUAACAGCCCACGGACCCGACGCAAAAAGACCCUGGGCUACGUGACUGCCCACGGUGAGGAGAACCGGAAGCACUGCACGGAUGCCGGUCCCGACUCGCUGGAGCUCGCUGUUUACCAAGAUUUUUUCAUGCUACCCAACCCCUGA
Molecule: messenger RNA, 651 nt
Organism: Gaeumannomyces tritici R3-111a-1
Lineage: Eukaryota; Fungi; Ascomycota; Sordariomycetes; Magnaporthales; Magnaporthaceae
Exons: 3
Coding region: 1-651 (216 amino acids)
Source: RefSeq, a predicted model, not a curated record